Molecule: messenger RNA, 2349 nt
Organism: Jatropha curcas
Lineage: Eukaryota; Viridiplantae; Streptophyta; Magnoliopsida; Malpighiales; Euphorbiaceae
Gene: YUC6
Product: Flavin-binding monooxygenase family protein
Biological process (GO): auxin biosynthetic process
Molecular function (GO): NADP binding; N,N-dimethylaniline monooxygenase activity; flavin adenine dinucleotide binding
Source: RefSeq, a predicted model, not a curated record
GACAUAUCACCAUCCCUCUCAUUCUCUCUCUCACAUUCAUUCUUGAAUGCUGGUUUAGUUCUUGCUCAUCUUCCGCUGCUAACCUGUACCGUUCAACAACAACAAAAACAGCAAGAGAGAUUAAAAACAAAAUAGAAAAAAAAAAAAAAAAACAAUUAUUCUCACUGGUACGUAAGACCCCCCUCUCCUCUCUCUCUUUCUCUCUCUCUCUCUCUUAAUCUUCUCCAGUAUUUAAGGAAUACCCUUAUGGAGAGCUAAUUAAUCUCUCUCAAUUACCCUCUAAUUAAAUCUGGGGCUAAUUUUUCAAUUUAGUCUCCACUAUUCGCUCUUCAACACAGUUUUAGCCAAAUGGAUUUUCUUCAGUUUUUUAAUUUUGCUUAAACUCAAAUUUCGUGUUGUUGACAUAAACAUUUACUACUAGUCCUUGUUUCUUUAAUAUACUACUAGUACUAGUAGUAAAGGUGGUAGUAGAAAACUUGGUUUUCUUGUUAUUGAAUCUGUUUGAUGGGUUGCCUAAGAGAAAUAGAAGGCAAACAAGCUCAUGAUCCAAUAUUCAUUGAAAAUAUGAAAAGAUCAUGUCCAAGGUGUGUAUGCGUGCCAGGGCCAGUAAUUGUAGGAGCAGGGCCGUCAGGAUUAGCGGUAGCUGCUUGUUUGAAAGAAAGAGGAGUUCAAAGUACAGUAUUAGAAAGAUCCAACUGUAUAGCUUCUUUAUGGCAGUUAAAGACUUAUGAUCGGCUUAGACUUCACUUGCCAAAGCAAUUCUGUCAACUUCCUCUUAUGGGGUUUCCAGAUGACUUUCCAACCUAUCCUACAAAGCAACAAUUUAUUGACUACUUAGAAAAAUAUGCAGAGAAAUUUGAUAUUAGGCCACGGUUUAAUGAGACUGUAUCGUGUGCAGAAUAUGAUAAAGUUAUUGGGUUUUGGCGCGUGAGGACUGUGGGGCCUAAAGCGGAGGAGGUGGAAUAUGUUUGCCGGUGGUUGGUGGUGGCUACCGGAGAGAAUGCGGAGGCGGUGGUGCCUGAGAUUGAAGGAAUGGGGGAAUUUGGAGGAGAUAUAAGGCAUACAAGUUUGUAUAGAAGUGGAGAAGAGUUUAGUGGUAAAAGGGUUUUGGUUGUUGGUUGUGGGAAUUCAGGAAUGGAGGUUUGUUUAGAUCUAUGCAAUCAUAGUGCAAAGCCUUCACUUGUGGUUAGAGAUACAGUGCAUAUACUACCAAGAGAGAUGCUAGGAAAAUCAACGUUCGGGCUAUCUAUGUGGUUGCUUAAGUGGUUGCCUACGAGAACUGUGGAUCGGCUGCUGCUGGUGUUGUCAAGAAUUGUGCUCGGAGAUACGGCGAGAUUGGGAUUGGACCGGCCGCAAUUGGGUCCCCUUGAACUCAAGAACUUGUCAGGAAAGACCCCAGUAUUAGAUGUUGGGACACUAGCAAAGAUCAAAAGUGGAGACAUUAAGGUCUGUCCAGGAAUUAAGAGGCUGAAAAGACACAGUGUUGAGUUUGUUAAUGGGAAAACAGAGAACUUUGAUGCCAUUAUCUUAGCAACAGGAUACAAAAGCAAUGUACCAUCUUGGCUAAAGGAAGAAAAAAUGUUUUCGGAGAAAGAUGGGUUACCAAGAAGGCCAUUUCCAAAUGGGUGGAAAGGGGAGUGUGGGCUAUAUGCAGUGGGGUUCACUAAACGUGGUAUUCUUGGUGCUUCAAUGGAUGCUCAAAGAAUAGCAGAAGACAUUGAAAGGUGUUGGAAAGCUGAAGCUAAACACUCUAUGGCUUUUGCUAAAUCACUUUUGCCUCAAUCAUCACCAUGAAUAUUAUUUUUUGAAAAAUUUUUUGGUUUUUGAUUUACAUAUAAUAAUAUAUAGAGAAAGAGAAAAAAAAAAAGAAUUAUUUCUUUGGAAAAAAAUACAGGAGAGAUAUUUGGAGGAUUUUUCUUUUUCUUCUUCUUCUUCUUCUUCUUCUUCUUUUUCCAUAGUGCCAAUGGACACAAUUUUGGUACUAAAAAAAAAAAGAGAAAAGAAGGAAGAAGAAGAAGAGAGUUUACUUUGUAGCUGGGAAAGGAGGAUUAGAGGAGAAGAGAAAAGAAAAGAAAAGAAGGUUUGUUUGUGGGGGGACCUCAGCUAUGUGUACAUGUUGUACAUUACCAUUUUUCUCUAAUUAGGUAUGACUUUCUAGAGAGGGGAAAGAGAAGGGAGGGAGAGGGUGGUAGGUUGUUUGGCAUUUGUUUGCUAAGUGAUUUUGGUUAUUGUGCUUAACCUUUUCUUUACUUUAUUUUUUCAAAAAAAUUAGUGGGGGAGUUUGGAGAAGAUAACAUUCUGUAUGUUUUUCCCUAAUCUUUUCUUUUUCAAUUUUUUCCAAUUUUUUUA